AUGUCUGCGUUAAUGGUGGAUCAAGAGCUGGACAAUCCAGGCUCUCAAGGCUACAAGGUCCAGCUUGUGGCUGUGACAGAUAUCCAGGCCAUCGCCGACCAGACUGGCAGCGAACAUGAAGCGUUCCAUCAGGCAGUUGAGCAGCACCACCAGACGCUCCCUCGAUUCAAACUGUCACAGCCUCCCACUCGACGCCAGUCUAAUGAAGGCGACCCAAGCGAACCCAACCCACCACAGCACGUCAACGAUACGGUAGAACGGUUCACUUCGACGCUGCAGCAGUACUCACAGCGGAUGGCGGAGCUCGCACUUACGCGUAAUGGACGACGGCUGAAGUCUACAGCGACGGUGAAACUUCAUAUCCAUUACCACUUGUGCUACGGCUCGGCAUAUGCAAAGUCAGCUUUACAGAUACUACUGGACAUCCAAGCUCUCAUGCUCCAGUCGGAAGCUCGCGAAGCUCGAGUGGACGACUUAGCAUGGGCACCCUCCGCCGAAGGACUCACUGCUGCCGAUCGUCUGCGGCAGAUACUGUCCAGGACGUGA
Baudoinia panamericana UAMH 10762 is the source of this 546-nucleotide messenger RNA. RefSeq lists its product as uncharacterized. Lineage: Eukaryota; Fungi; Ascomycota; Dothideomycetes; Mycosphaerellales; Teratosphaeriaceae. The coding region runs from base 1 to 546 and encodes 181 amino acids. The transcript has a single exon. The record is from RefSeq and is a predicted model, not a curated record.